Messenger RNA from Oncorhynchus masou masou (cherry salmon), 1167 nucleotides. Its product is annotated as homeobox protein Hox-A3a-like. The coding region runs from base 1 to 1167 and encodes 388 amino acids. NCBI's taxonomy places the organism in Eukaryota, Metazoa, Chordata, Actinopteri, Salmoniformes, Salmonidae. The transcript is spliced from 4 exons. The record is from RefSeq and is a predicted model, not a curated record. Gene Ontology annotation, biological process: regulation of transcription by RNA polymerase II. Gene Ontology annotation, molecular function: DNA-binding transcription factor activity, RNA polymerase II-specific; RNA polymerase II cis-regulatory region sequence-specific DNA binding.
AUGGCAGACUGGAAGGUACCAGUGAGCUUCAACCCAUCCUACCACGCUUUUGCCUAUGGUCUCGUGUACCAACCAGGGGCUGAGCAAAACCAUCCUAACUUCUCCAGCUGGACAGAGGCCACAUACAACUCUGGGGUCAGCGCCAGCUACUACUCGCAAGCGCAGCCACAGCAUCAAUCACCAUCCUGGAGUAACGAACUAAACAAUGCUGGCACGAGCAAUGGCCAAUACCCGGGUUCUGUGGUAUGUCUUAGUGACCCUCACAGCCAUACCCAGAGUGGCCGCCUCUUCAUUUCCAACAACCGGGUUCCGCAUGAUCCGCAAACGGUGACCGAGCGGCCAAGUAGCGACACCCAGAGCGACUCAGAGACCCACACCUCACCAGAGUCUUUGAGUUCAGUGAACGACCGAGAGGAGUACAAUCCGCAAGCCAACCAUACCACCUGGGUGAGAAAUGAGUUGGAGACAGCCAGUGGAAGCCCAAAUAGCAAUGAGCAUGUAUCCAGUUCGCAUCCAGAGGAGUUUCGAAGUCCACACGUUAUGGGGAGUGAGGACUGCACCCUGCGGUCAUUGCCCCCUUCUUCCCCAGAGAAAGUGGACAAGAAUAUCCCCAAACAAAAAGCUCGAACUGCUUUCUCAACAGGCCAAAUGGAUGCCCUUACUCAUAGGUUUAACAUGCAGAAGUACCUCACCCCUGCUGAGAUGAAGACCCUGGCUAGACUGACUGGGCUUACUUACAAACAGGUAAAAACAUGGUUCCAGAAUCGCAGGAUGAAACUGAAAAGGCACCAGAAAGAUGACAGCUGGGCAUCACCUGGCUACCCCAUCCCUGGCUACCCCAUUCCUGGCUACCCCAACAUGCCACAGCGCCCCCAGUUUCAGGGCAAACCCCAAGCACAGAUCCAGGACCACACCAUUGCUCAACAGCUUCGAGAGACCAUGUUAAGGAGUCCUCAACAUAACCUGCCUUACUAUGCUGUUGGGUAUCCUCGGCUAUCCUCUCCCCCCCUGCCCCCUGCAAGGCCCUCGGGCAUCUGGCCCCUGCCCCCAGCUGUGACCCACCAUGAGUACCCCAAUGGCUACAGCACGGUCAGUGCAAACCACUAUACUAGCAUCAACAGUGAUGACUGGAAAGGCAUGAGCCCCAUGCACAAGUCUAGCCAAUAA